Messenger RNA from Medioppia subpectinata, 3475 nucleotides. NCBI's taxonomy places the organism in Eukaryota, Metazoa, Arthropoda, Arachnida, Sarcoptiformes, Oppiidae. The record is from the annotation of a GenBank genome assembly.
AAUCCUCACAUUCAGGAUAUUCUCUGCAAAGAAGUUAAUUCUGUAAUGGAUUCCAACGGAGAGAUAAUAUAUGAAGAGUUGGCAAAACUUCCGUAUUUGGAUUCAGUCAUCUCAGAGACACUUAGACUUCACUCUCCGGCCCAACGUAUAUCACGAUUGGCCACAACUGACUAUCCUUUGGGCGAAACCGGCAUCACAUUGAAAGCCGGACAACAAAUUGAUUUUCCCAUAUAUGCGAUCCACACAUCGGAAGAAUAUUACCCCAAGCCAUUUCAAUUCAACCCUGAUAGAUUUAUGCCAGAGAAUAGGCAUAAUAUAAUUCCGUACACUUAUUUACCCUUCGGCGCCGGUCCUCGCAAUUGCAUUGGUAUGAGGUUUGCAUUACUCGAAGCAAAGUUAGCGUUGGCUCAUAUCGUCACGAAAUACAAGUUUCUUCAGACGCCUAAUACAGACGUUCCGAUUAAGUAUAAGAGAUCGUUAGGUCUGACGGCUCCUCAAAGGCUUAUUGUGGGCAUUGAGAAGAGAUUGUAUUUAACUCGAGACUACAACUAUUGGUCAAAGCGCGGUAUCAAUGGCCCAAAACCACUGCCAAUAUUCGGUAGUCUUUUGGAUUUCUUUAUUAUUCCUCAACCCUUACAGGAAAUCAAUUGGUUUAAGAAAUACGGAAAAAUCUAUGGCUAUUACUUCCUGAAAAACCCGGUGCUUACGAUAGCUGAUCCCGAGUUAAUCAAAACCAUUUUGGUUAAAGACUUUCACGUAUUCACUGACAGAAGGUUUCAACAGCUGAAGAGCCGACACCCGGUUAUGAGUAAGAAUAUGGUGGACGCGACCGGCGAUGACUGGAAACGGAUCCGAUCCAUAGCCAGUCCCACCUUUACUUCGGGCAAAAUGAAGUCAAUGUAUCCCAGAAUUAGAGAGUGUUUAUCAGACUUUAUGAACCAUUUGGAGACAUUUGCCGACAAUAAGACUGAGCUGAACGCGAAGGACAUGUACGGCAACUAUACGAUGGAUGUGAUCGCCACGUGUGCCUUCGCCACCAAAACCGAUGUCCACAAAAAUCUUGACAGUCUUUUUGUACUCAAUGCGAGACGAGUGUUCAAUUUUAACUUGUUCAAAUUGCUGUCAAUGAUUAUAUUACCAGCUUUUGUGGUGAAAAAGCUGAAUCUGAGCGGUGCCGGCACUAACACUGGCACUGAAUUCUUCCUAAACUCCACAAAACAAAUCAUUUCGACCCGAAAACAGACAAAGAAAAAGUACAACGAUUUCAUACAAUUACUUAUGGAUGUGGAGAAGGGCUCGGAUGACGAGCGCAGGGAUGAGACGGAUGUCCACGAAUCGCAUCACGUGAACGAAGGAAAGGAUGAGUUGGAGAGCGAGAAGAAGGCAUUCAAUAUUCAGCUGACAGACAAACAUUUGACGGAAAACGAAAUCCUGGCGCAGGCGUUGAUCUUCUUUCUGGCCGGUUAUGAGACAACGGCCACAACACUCACGUUCUGUACGUAUGAAUUGGCACUCAAUCCACACAUUCAGCAAAGACUUUACAAAGAGAUCGUGGCUUCGGUCGACUCCGACGGAGAGAUCAGUUACGAAGAGUUGGCAAAACUCCCGUUUUUGGAUUCAGUUCUUUCCGAAACAUUAAGACUUCACUCUCCGGCACAACGAUUGGCACGACUGGCCUCUACUGACUACAAGUUGGGCGACACCGGUAUUACCCUAUAUAAGGGACAGAUGAUUGAGAUUCCUAUAUAUGGUAUUCAUCACUCGGAGGAAUAUUACCCGAAUCCAUUUCAAUUCAACCCUGAUAGAUUUAUGCCAGAGAAUAGGCAUAAUAUAAUUCCGUACACAUACUUACCCUUCGGUGCCGGUCCUCGCAAUUGCAUUGGUAUGAGGUUUGCAUUACUCGAAGCGAAGUUAGCUUUGGUUCAUAUCAUAAAGAAGUUUCGGGAACGCUCUUAUAUAGAGUUAGAUUGGAUUCGCAAAUACGGCAAAAUCUAUGGAGUGUUUGAGGGAAAUACGCCAAUCCUGUCGGUGGCCGACCCGGAGCUCAUCAGAAAGAUUUUGGUGAAAGACUUUCACGUAUUUAACAGUAAGAAGACUAACACACUAUUGGAGUCUCGGGCGCACCCAAUACUCGUCAAUAAUCUGAUCGCCACUAAUGGCGACCAAUGGAAACGCUUGCGAUCCGUAAUGACUCCCGCCUUCUCGUCGGCGAAGAUGAGGAAAAUGUAUUCAAUGAUCAAAACGUGUUUAAAUGAGUUAUUGGAUUCUCUGGACGUAUACGCCAUCGACAACAAUGAGGUCGAUAUGAAGACAAUGUACGGCAAUCUGACAAUGGAUGUGAUCUCUUCGUGUGCUUUUGGCACUCAAACCAAUUCACACACCGAUCCUAACAGUGUGUUUGUGACUAAUGCUAACAAAUCCCUUAAUCCGAAGCCCUAUCGACUUCUGCUGUCAAUUAUGUUACCAAAAGUUGUGAUGAAAUUAUUUAAUAUGAAACACGCCAUCGAAGAGUCGGCCAAUGAAUUCUUCUUCACAAUUGUCCGACAGAUAAUGAAUGGCCGGAAAAAUAGUAAAAACAAAUUCAACGAUUUCUUAGAUUUAUUGAUAAACUUAGAGAAGAACGACAAUAAUGAAGAUCACAAUGAAUCGCAUAUGAAUGCAGGAGAAGAAGAAAAGACAAUACCAAAGAAGACGUUGUCUGAUGUGAACCACUAUAUAACUGAAGACGAAAUACUGGCGAACGCGUGGAUCUUCUUUCAGGCCGGAUAUGAAACGACGGCAACGACUCUAACGUUCGCAACGUAUGAAUUGGCACUCAAUCAACACAUCCAACAGAAACUAUACGAAGAGAUCCAGACAUCGGUCGACAGUAAAGGGGAUAUUGAUUACGAUUUAUUGACAAAACUUCCGUAUUUGGAUGCAGUCAUCUCAGAGACACUUAGACUUCACGCCCCGUCUGUCAGAGUGGCCAGAACUGCAUCGGAGGACUACCGGUUGGGCGACACCGGUAUCAUCAUUAAAAAGGGACAGUCAGUAGAGGUGCCCAUUUACGCUAUGGCUCACCUUGAUGAAUUCUUCCCAAACCCCGAGUCUUUCAUUCCCGACCGCUUUUUGCCAGAAAACAAGCACAAUAUAGUGCCCUAUACUUACCUGCCCUUUGGUGGCGGUCCCCGAAACUGUGUGGGAAUGAGGUUCGGUCUAAUGGAAGCCAAGUUGGCGUUGGCUCACGUGGUGUUGAGGUACCGGUUUAUCGAGAGUAUCCGCACCGAUAGACCCAUACAAUUGUUACGCAAUCUCUUCCUUCACACUCCCAAACGUGUGGUCGUAGGCAUACAAAAGAGAUAAUUAUUUAGUUUUGAUCAUUUAUUUUCACAUUAUAUACACGAUGUAAAUGUUUUACUUUUUAUCAGUCAGUUAUCAAGUCAAAUUACACAGCACAAAUUAAUACAGUUGUAAAAUUACAAUUAAGUUUUAG